AUGAGCGUGGAAACGGAGAAGUACUGCACAGUCCUUAUUCACUAUGAGAAGGGUGUGCCGCCGACUUCUGAAGAGCUUGCCAAAAAGUUGGAAAGCAAGAAGGAGAGCAUACAAGCAGAGGCUCUCGAAGAGCUGAUCCUGCUCAUGAUAAAUGGCGAGUCAUACCCAAAGCUCUUGAUGACCAUCAUCCGUUUUGUAGUGACGAGCAGAGACCACAGAGUCAAGAAGCUGCUGCAGAUCUACUGGGAGAUCGUAGAGAAAACCAAGGACAACGGCGACCUGAAAGAGGAGAUGAUCUUGGUCUGCAACGCCCUGCGGAAUGACCUGAUGCAUGCUAAUGAGUAUGUCUGUGGCUCGACGCUGCGGUUAUUGUGCAAGAUGAAAUACUACAGGAUCCUUGAGCCUCUAAAGGAGGCAGUGCUCAGAAACCUGGGCCACAGGCACUCAUACGUUCGCCGAAAUGCGGUGAUGUGCGUUUUCUCCAUCGUGAAGAGCUUUGGUGUGGAAGUUCUGCCCGAGGCCCCAGAAGACAUCGAGCAGUUGCUGCUGGUCGAGGGUGAUUUGUCCACCAAGAGAAAUGCUUUCCUCAUGCUCGUGAAUUGCGAUCAGGAGAGAGCCAUCAAGUAUGUCUUGAGCUUGCAAGAUCAGGUCAGUUCCAUGGGAGACAUCUUCCAGCUGGCGGUUUUGGAGCUUGUACGGAAGGUUUGCCGGUCGACAUCAGUCAACAAGGGCCGCUUCCUUCGGAUUGUUUUUGAUUUAGCUUCGUCAUCCUCAACCGCGGUGUCCUACGAAUGUGCCUCCUCACUGGUUUCGCUGUCCUCAUCACCUGUAGCCAUACAUCAGGCUGCGCAGGCCUAUGUGCAGUUGCUGACGGAGCAGUCAGACAACAACGUGAAGCUUAUUGUCCUUGAUCGGCUGCGAGAUGUGCAAAAGCACCACAAGCAGGUCAUGGAGGGCAUGGUCAUGGACAUCUUCAGAGCCUUGAGCUGCCCCUCCUUAGAUGUACGGAAGAAG
Messenger RNA from Symbiodinium sp. CCMP2456, 1014 nucleotides. The record is from the annotation of a GenBank genome assembly. Lineage: Eukaryota; Dinophyceae; Suessiales; Symbiodiniaceae.